AUGGAACAGGAGAAGGACCGAUACGCUUUCGACGCUCCGUCAGAAGUGGUGGACCUCGCGGAGCUCCACAACGCCCCGUGUGACGACGACUGGUUCGAGAAGCGAGAGAGCGGAGGCCUGAGCUCGUCUCUGACUGAAACUCCGCACAGAGAGACUCCACUGGCCUCAGUUGCAGAUGCUCCUCCUUCAAACAUCGUGACGUCGUGGGGAAGCUCCAAACCCUCCACCAGUCUCCAGCCACAGAGAGUGUCCAAACGCAAGAUGGAGGAGAGUGGUCCUCCGGAGAAGAAGCAGAGGAAGAAUCCCGAAGCCCAGCCCCUCCGGAGGUCCGCCCGCAGGAGCCCACAGGGACCUGCCCUCCGGAGGUCCGCCCGCAGGAGCCCACAGGGACCAGAGAGGAAGCCCACCACUGUCCCCAAAAGUCUGAGAGCCACAAAGAGCACCUCCUGCCUGCCCUCCACCUCUACCUCCACAGAGCUGUCCUCGGAGGAGAUGGAGGUGCAGAGGAUGAAGCAGCUGCAGAGAGAAGUGGCUCUGCACCGGAAGAAGAACGAGGCCAGUUACAAAGCAGCGUUAGCCGGGAAUCCUCCGCCCGUGAAGCUCGCCAUCGCCCCCACGAUCCCCCGAGAGUUCAACUUCAAGACCGACGCCAGAAUCAAGUCUGUCCCAAACAACAGCACGACCAGAGACGAGACCUUCAUCCAGCAGCUGCGCAAACCCUACUCUCCCGUGAAGGCGUCUAAAGGAGCCACGGUUCCCAAACCCUUCAACUUGUCAUCGAGCCGCAGCAGGAAGGAGAGCGCCCCCUACGUGCCCAUGGCUCAGCAGAUACAAGAGUUCCAGAAGAGGACCCCCGAGCGCUACCACCAGCCCAGCCGCCAGGCCACCCAGAGAGGCCCCUCCCCGGUGAAGGCCACCCACAGACCCACAGUGAAGGAGCCCACGGUCCCUGAGGGCUUCCAGCUGCAGAUCGAGAAGAGGCUCCAGGAGAGACAGGCCAAGAAGCCUCCCCCAGAGGAGGAGGAGGAGGAGCCCCCACAUCUGUUCAAAUCUCAGCCUGUGUCCAAGAAGAUGCUGGAGGGAGUGGUGGGCGUCCCAGAGAAGAAGCUUCCGUCUCUCACUGUCCCAGAGUCUCCUGCGUUUGCUCUGAAGAAGAGGAUCCGACUGGAGCCGCCUCAGGUCCAGCAGGUGAAGCCGCCCUCCCCCAUCAGAGGCCCCCCCGUCCCCCACUUCGGCCUCCCCUUCCAGCCUAAGCUCCCGGAGCAGCACCAGGUGGAGCUGUGUCCUUUCUCCUUCGACCGGAGAGAGCAGGAGAGGAGAGCGCUGAAGGAGAAGAGGCUGCAGCAGCUGCGCAACCAGGAAGUCCCUAAGUUCAAGGCCCAGCCUCUGCCAGACUUCAGUGAAGUGGCGCUGCCAGAGAAGAAGAAACCAGAAGUCACCAAACCAGAACCCUUCAACCUAAUCAUCGACACCAGAGGAGCAGAGAAGACCAGCCGCUUCGAAAACAAGGUGCAGGAGGAGCAGAAGCAGCGGGAGGAGGCCACACAGUUCAAAGCUCGACCCAACGUCGUGACGCACAAGGAGCCGUUUAAACCAAAGGAGCGCGGAGACACCAGUUGUGUUGUGGCCCCUGGCUUCCAGCUGCUGACCGAGCGCAGAGCUCUGGAGCGACAGGACUUUGAGCGACGAGUGAACGAGAAGGAGGCACUGAGGGCUCUGAUGGAGGAGCAGCAGAGGAGAGAGGAGGAGGAGAGGGAGAGGGAGGAGAUCACACGGCUGCGGCAGGAGCAGGUGCACAAGGCACAGCCGGUAAAGCACUACCGCUGUGUGAAACUGAAGAAGAGCGAGACGCCGCUGACGCUGCCGCAGUCUCCAAACUUCUCCGAUCGCUUCCGGAUGUGA
Knipowitschia caucasica is the source of this 1902-nucleotide messenger RNA. The record is from the annotation of a GenBank genome assembly. Lineage: Eukaryota; Metazoa; Chordata; Actinopteri; Gobiiformes; Gobiidae.